CCAACAACACAACGGGAUGGGAAAGGUUGUGACCGCCAUUGCUAAAAACACAGCGCUAGUAAAGAUAGUAACAACGAUUGAAGAAUGGAUUCUAAAGCGAAACAGUGGUCGGUGGAGGAGACAAACUGUUUGUUAGCGAUAUGGUCUUCGGCAGAGGUACAGCAAAAAAUAGAAGGUGCUUCGAGAACAAAACAUGUGUUCGAGGAGAUCCAGAGGGAGAUGGCUGCAGCAGGAUUUAACAGAACCAUAGAGCAGAUCAAUAACAAGUUAAAAAAACUAAAAAAGGAUUACAGGGACCAAAAGAAGGAAUUGGGCCGAAGUGGUAAUGGACGGCCACGCAGUAGAAAUACCCAUUUUGAGGUUUUGGACUCGGUCCUCGGCGACAGACCGGCGUGCCAGGUCACCGGCGCAUUAAAUUCAACAACUGUUAUGCUAGAGUCUAUGGUGGUGGAUGAGACGCUGCUGCAGGGUAUUGCCAACAACGUUACUGAUUCUGAGUUGUUGGCCAUUGAUGAUUGUGAACCUGACCGGGAGCUACCGCUACCACUCCACUGCAGCUCACCAGUACCGUCUUGCAGCUCAGCAGCUGAAACCUCCUCAUCUUCCUCUUCCAGUCGGUCAACCAGAAAGGGCAAAAGGAAACGAGACAUGAAUGGGGAGCUGCUGGAAUAUUUUGAGAGGUCUGAUGAAAGGUUCCUGCAGCACUGCAAGGACAUGAAUGAUACCUUGCUGAGGAAAUUGGAUGCAGACUCAAGUGCAAUGCUUGGACUAAUGGAGCGUAUGGUCACAGUGAUGGAGAGGCAACCCCACUGAAUCAGAAAGAAACAAUCUUGCACACUUUGCACUGCACACACUUUAAUAUUUUGUGAUUUUUUUGUACUUGUUUUUAAAUAAACGUUUUAUA
Molecule: messenger RNA, 904 nt
Organism: Rhinichthys klamathensis goyatoka
Lineage: Eukaryota; Metazoa; Chordata; Actinopteri; Cypriniformes; Leuciscidae
Exons: 3
Coding region: 85-813 (242 amino acids)
Source: RefSeq, a predicted model, not a curated record